Molecule: messenger RNA, 1055 nt
Organism: Notolabrus celidotus (New Zealand spotty)
Lineage: Eukaryota; Metazoa; Chordata; Actinopteri; Labriformes; Labridae
Product: myosin-2 heavy chain-like
Exons: 2
Coding region: 61-933 (290 amino acids)
Source: RefSeq, a predicted model, not a curated record
ACAGAGACACCUAGACUCACAGAGACACAUAGACUCACAGAGACACACACAGUAUUUGAAAUGGAAACUAUUGUGGAAAAUCAAACAUACCUGUGCACAGCUGGGCCAGGGACAAACAUCUCACAGGAUCUAGUAUCAAGUGUGCAGAAGUCUGAAGUUCUAGCUGUGACACAGCCACAGGUCGGUAGGAAAUGCAAGCAGAAGCUUAAACACCUCAACACCAACACCAGCAGAGACCUCGAGGAGCCACUGUGGGAAUCAGGGCUGACUGGCAGACAGAUCCCUCAAAGGGAGCCUGUCACACCAUCACAGCAGGACCCCAAGACCAAGGCUAGGAAUCCAUCACAGUCUUUCUAUCAAAUGACUGGGGCGAAGAUGGUGGAAGUGUCUAAGGUGGACUUGAUGAGUGACAAAGACGAGCUGACCAUCACGUUAGAGAGAGAGCAGGCCGCUCUGAGAGCUGAGGCAGAGCGUCUAAAAGAAAGGACUGAGAUUGUCAAAGCCGAGGGGCCUUUGGAAGACAUAGUGAGAGAGAUCAGAUUAAAGAGACUCCAACUGGAUUUAAUUGACGCAGAGUGUAGAGAAGAAGAGGUUCUUCUCAAAGUCAGUCAGCUGGAGGACGCUCUGGAAAAGGAAAAGGAGAAUCAGAAGGAAGCUCAGAAAUCCCUGGCCCAAGAGAAGGAAGAAAACACCAGACUUGUGGCGGCACUGACCCAGGCAGAGGAAGACCUGAAGAGGGAAACACUGCAGUGGCAGGAGGAGAGUACUGGUCUACUGCAGUCUAUCCAAGAUCAUAAACAGGCCCUCCGACAAAACACAGUUGAAGAAGACAUGAUGAGGAGAAUGGAGUGUCUCACACAGCAGUUGGCAAUGCUUGGGAAGAAAACCAAGAAACCUUCUCUGAUGACAAGAUUCUUCAAUCUCUUCAAAUAACAAAGCCCCACCUUUGUGGGUUUCCUCCGGGUGCUCCGGUUUCAUCCCACAGUCCAAAGACAUGCGUGUUAAUGUUUUAUAAGACAAAAAACUCAAAUAAAUGUCAAAAAAUACAACACAAA